AUAACUUUUUUUUAAUCAAUUUCUUAUCACCUAAAUUUAUUGACCCUUAAACGAUACCAUAAGCCUUCUAUUAUUACUAUUUUGGUCGUGGUUUAAAGUGCAAAUUCAUAUAUAUUACGUAUUCCUAAGCCUUAAAAAAAGAACAAAAAUGAAAUUUGGAAAACUAAUUGGAGCCAUCGACGAAGGCACCUCAUCUGCUCGAUUUAUGAUCUUCAAAGCCGGAACAGAUGAAAUUGUUUGCUAUCAUCAAAUGAAUGUCCCUCAAAUCUACCCACAAGAAGGAUGGGUAGAACAGGAUCCAAUGCUAAUACUCACCGUUGUGAGUACUUGCAUUGAUGAAGCUUUAAAAAAACUCAUAGAACUUGGAGGACAAGUACAAGAUAUUGUAGCUGUCGGAGUGACCAAUCAAAGAGAGUCGACACUUGUAUGGGACAAGAAUACAGGCAAACCUUUGCAUAAUGCUAUUAUUUGGUUAGAUAUGCGGACUUCUUCCACAGUUGACCAUUUGAUGGAAAGUAUUCCAAAUAAAUCUUAUAAUAAAAACUAUUUAAAACCUUUGUGCGGGUUGCCAAUGUCUCCAUACUUCUCUGGCCUAAAGCUACGUUGGUUAAAAGACAACGUUCCACAUGUGACAAAAGCCAUGAAAGAUGGCACUUGUCUCUUUGGCAAUGUGGAUGCUUGGUUAAUUUGGAAUCUCACUGGUGGCUUGCACAUGACUGACGUCACAAAUGCCUCGCGAACGAUGCUGAUGAACAUUGAGACUCUCCAAUGGGAUUCGCAUCUGUUAAAGUUCUUUGAUUUACCACGCAGUAUUUUACCGGAAAUCCAUUCCAGUGCUGAAGUGUAUGGGAAUAUAGCAUGGCCAGCGCUUAAAGGUAUUCCCAUAGCAGCUUGCAUGGGAGACCAGCAGGCUGCGUUGGUGGGCCAGCAAUGUUUGCAGAGGGGCCAAGCGAAAGCAACUUUUGGAACCGGGUGUUUCUUGCUUUACAAUACAGGCAAUUCGAUUGUCAGCUCGGCUCAUGGUUUGCUGACUACCGUUGGGUAUCAGUUGGGUAAAAAUGCAAAUCCAUUUUAUGCUCUGGAAGGGAGUGUGGCAAUAGCUGGAGCAGCUUUGAAUUGGCUUAAAGACAAUUUGGGAAUUGUGGAUGAGUUUAGCGCUGUAGAGAAAAUUGCAAAUAAAGUUGAUGAUUGUGGAGAUGUGUAUUUUGUGCCGGCAUUCAGUGGAUUGUAUGCACCAUAUUGGAAUCAAGAAGCUAGAGGAGUAAUUUGCGGAAUAAGCGAUCAAACUACUAGUGAACAUAUUGUUCGGGCAACAUUGGAAGCUGUAUGCUUUCAAGUUCGCGAUAUUCUUGAUGCAAUGAACAAAGAUUGUGGAAUUCCUUUGACUAAGUUGAAAGUCGAUGGAGGUAUGACAGCUAAUAGUUUGCUUCUACAAACUCAAGCCGAUUUGGUGGGAAUCAAUGUUAUUCGACCAAAAAUUGCUGAAACAACAUCGCUGGGAAUUGCUCUUGCUGCAUACAAAGCCAUUUCAGAUGCCGAUAUUGAUGUACCUGUGUCCAAUACCGAUGCUAAUAGAACAUUUAAGCCUUUGAUUAACGAAAACGAACGAGAUAUGCGUUAUUCAAAGUGGAAAAUGGCAGUGGACCGUUCAUUUGGUUGGGAUUCAAGUCACUCCGACGUACGAAAUCUCUCCUCUUCAUUCUAAAUUGAUUGAAAUCGAAAAUUUUUUAAAUAAUACAACGGUAAUUGUGAUUUUGUUUUGUUUUUUCCAUUAUGUGGGGUUAUGUCUUUAUAAGUGCAACGAUUUUGUUCAUGUUAAAAAAAAAUUAAAAUAAAAAAUAGAAAAAAAACCAAAUAAAUAACGAGUAAAAUAAUAAAUAUUAAAAAAAA
Messenger RNA from Episyrphus balteatus (marmalade hoverfly), 1890 nucleotides. It is a transcript of the gene Gk1, whose product is annotated as glycerol kinase. Gene Ontology annotation, cellular component: mitochondrion. Lineage: Eukaryota; Metazoa; Arthropoda; Insecta; Diptera; Syrphidae. The record is from RefSeq and is a predicted model, not a curated record. Bases 149 to 1705 code for a protein of 518 amino acids. Gene Ontology annotation, molecular function: glycerol kinase activity. Gene Ontology annotation, biological process: glycerol-3-phosphate biosynthetic process; triglyceride metabolic process; glycerol metabolic process. The transcript is spliced from 4 exons.